Messenger RNA from Spirodela intermedia, 3966 nucleotides. Lineage: Eukaryota; Viridiplantae; Streptophyta; Magnoliopsida; Alismatales; Araceae. The record is from the annotation of a GenBank genome assembly.
AUGGCGAUUUCGGCGUUCACGAGAUGGCUGACGAACCCAUCCAAGAACUGGUUCGCCGCCCAGCACUGCAAGGCCGUCUCCAAGCGUCUGAGGAAAUAUGGUGUGAAUCUUCUGCCUUUCGCUCGCUUUGUUCCUUGUUGGUUUUAUUGAUUGCGAUGGACGCCGAUGGUGCGGAUCUGAUUUUGCCGUUACGGUGAAGGCCUGCGGUACGACGACCUCUACGACCCGAUGUACGAUCUGGACAUCAAGGAGGCACUGGCGCGUCUGCCUCGGGAGGUCGUGGAUGCUAGGAACCAGCGUCUAAAGCGGGCCAUGGAUCUCUCCAUGAAGCACGAGUACCUGCCCGAGGAUCUUCAGGUUUAUAUCACACGCCGCUAUUUCGUCCGUCGAAUUUCCUUCUUUGACUGUUGCUGGAUCCUCGCCUUAAAUGUGUCCCCGAGUUUAAAUGAAACGGAAACAUUAUCAGGUGUUCGUGUUUUUUGGUUUCUUAGUGGUGUCGUUUAUUCUUAUGUUUAUAUUUUUUCUCUGUAAUGCAUUAAGGUGAGUUUUCCCUAGAAAUUCCCGGAAGUGAAUGCCAGUAUCUCAGCUGCCUGUUCGACGAACAAUUUCUACGCUUACAUUGUCACCACGGGGGAUCGGUACUGCCAUCCAUGGUUCUGAAAUUGUACUAUUUAUGUCCUGCAGUUAGGAAUACCAUCAUGAGUGAUCGACAUCCUGAUUGGUAGUGCUGACUGUUGCCAUCCGUUCACCAACAGCGCGUUCAUUCAUCAACUUCUUUGGACGGUAGUUUUGUUGUUUUUAUUUGAUUUCUCUGAAGCUAUUUCUGACAGCUACAUAAUGGGUUUUUUCGCCGAAUUUAGCGUGGCUUCCUUAUGUUGAAAAUAAUGUGGGUUAUCGUUGGGUCUAGAGUUGACACUUGGAAGUGGGGGACGAAUCCUUGAUAAUGAAGGGACAGAUCAGUACAUGAUAUCAGCAUGUGUAGGAUGUGAAGUCAAGGGUAGGGGAUAAAGGGUUUCUGGAGAGUAGUCGGUACUGCAUGCCAUAUUCAACAGUCAUAAGUUAUGACUUCUCGGUUCGGCAUCUUCUUUCCUUAAUGUCUACCUUCCUUUUUCUACAAACACCGCACACUGUCUUUAACGCAUCCAACUCAUCCCUUCACUUAUCUGUCGUGAUGUGAACUAGAAGAAUAUCCCAUCAAACCAUUAACGUAAUUGGUUUUUUUCUCCUUGCUUCCUAGUUAACAUGGAACCCACAUCUACCCGCUUUCAAUGGACAAGUGUUUCGAUAUAAGCUAUUCUUGUUGUUGAAUGCACUUCAUAUUUGGUGUCACGUUUUCUAGAUGUCUAAGCUUCAUUAUUUCACCGGCACCUCAGGCUGGCGUUAAUGCAGCACCCGAGCUGUAGAUAUACCCUGGACCUAUUCGCUGAUCCAGCAUGGAAUGGCGGGGAAGAAAAAUAUCCCGCCAAACUAUGAAAACCAUCUGCCUUUUGCUUCAUCAUUCACUGUUAAACACGUCUUCUUACACUGAAAAAAGCUUGUUAAUUCAAUCCAACACAAUUACUGUUAUUGGAUUAAGUACACAGCCAUCUCCUGGUCCGCUUAUACGCUCAAAGCUGCCCAGAAAAACUUAGCUUCUAGUUCCAUUAGAACUUAUUCUAAUAGUUUUAGAAGUCCUUUGAAGUUUCAGUGCUUCUUCUAGGUUCAUGGUAGAAAACAUAGUUACAUUUUUAUCCCUAGAUUAUCUACGAUUUAACGCCAAGAAAAGAGAAUUAAAAAAAAAAUCCGCUAUUUUAAUUUUAUCUCAAAUAUUUUUAGACUAUCAUGCAGUGUAAUGUUUCUUCAUACAACUUGACGAUUUAUCUAUAGAACGAUCGAUUAGUUUUACUGAUCUCUUUGAAUAGCCUCUGUAAAAGGUCCUUUUGGAAAAAAAAAACGGUGUUUUAGCAUUCUAUUUUUUUUAUAAUGUUUUGCAUCGCAUUCAGGGAGAAGACUGAGGGCAACUACGGAUGUGUUAAAUCGAAAGUCUAUCAUUGUUUGAAAAAUCCAUAGAAUAUAUAUGUUGUGUGUUUACUUUUACUGAACAAGACCUUCGCCAGGCUAAUAUCGACAACAAUGUUUUUAGAAGUAUCCUAUUAAGUUCGCAAGUGCAUUGAGUAACAAUGCAUUACGCAAAAAUCCCGUCAGACAAGAAGAAUUCUAUGUCAUUGUUUGCUUAGAAUUGUGGUUCGCAAAGAUUUAGGACCUAUGCCUCAAACACUCAUUCUCUGUAAAUCUAUUACCUUCUUUGUUUUUUUGGUUAUAGUAUCUGUUCUUUUUUUUUUCCCCAUCAUUUAACUUGAAUGGGCUUAUGCACAACUUCGAAAAGCCUGCUCCUUGAGGUUUAUCCAUGUUGUAUAUCCUUUUCGAAUGCUGUUUGCUAAACCCUUGGAAUCAGCUUGUCAAACCCAGCAACUCGUACUGAAAUCCAUUCAAGCUAUCAGUCUAUGAUGUUCCCUUUUUGGCAUUGUCAAUGUCGUCAUUGUCCUCGUUAUCUAGUAGUCUAUCUCCAUUUUUUAUCUUCAAUGGUGGCAACAUUAGAUAGUUUAGAUGCUUUUACAGGGAUCUUUUAUACUGCUCUAUAUUGUAGAACCCGAUUUGAUUUCCUCAGCUGGAUCCAAAUGUGUAUCCAUUGACCUUAUUUUAUACACAAGUAUGUUAGCUGGAGGACUGAGAGCCCGCAAAGCCAUGUUUCACAGGCAUUAUAUCCCCAAUGAAGUAAUUGCAAAGAAAAGGUUACACAUUUGCUAUACACGUCAUGAAUGAUGAUCUGUCUUCGUGCAUUAGGAGUGAUCUUGGAGAUUAGUCCAGGAUAUCCAAUUUCGUUUAAAAAGAGAUAAGAAACUGAAUGGCUUCUUGGGAGCCAUUCGGCUUAAAAGCCCCAUCCCUGAGUUGACUCAUUUCGCUUCUUCUUCUUCUUCCCAUCUAUAUUCAUCAGGAAGACCCCUCCCCCUCAUCCCUGACAAUAUAGAUGGGAAGGAGACAGACAUAACCAGUCACUUUCUUUGUCUACGUACACCUUUGCUUCGUUCAGAUAUUUAUUUCUCUGCAAUUGUUCUUGAUAGUUAAGUGUUAUUGGUGGUCUUGGUAUCAUCGAUGUUGACAAAUACGUUAGUGUGACCAGUUUUACCCCGCUGGGCACUGGUACGUCUAAAAAGAUAAUGCGAUGAUUUUCAAAUUUUAUUUCCGAGGAAAACGAUGCAAAAUUAUGUAUGGAAUAUAGAUUUAAAUCAUGAUACGAUGAUUCUCUCACUGUUUACGGUUUUGUUUCUGUUGAAUGAUAUCUAUUUUUAUUUAGAUGACAGUUUAUUAUUCAUCGUUCCAAAUAUAUACUUCUAGGGAGUAAAUAAUCUUUGUAUUAUGAUAUAUCUGGUAAACAUGAGUUGCGAAUCCAGUCAAUCCAGAUGGUUGUGACUGUUGCUCGCCUUAAGAUGGAUUAAAAAUAAUGUAUCUAUGGAAAAUUCACCUUUAAUGUGCUAAUCCCUGGAUACCUCCACGCAUUAUUCCACGGUUGACUUAAUUCAUUUAAUUAAGUCAAUUUUCCCCUUUGUUGGGAAAAUGCCAUCGAUUCUUUUUCUCUCUCCUUUCAUUCGUUUUUGUCGGCAGCUCUGAUUGUGCUUGAUUGUUUUCAAGUGGGUUUGACAAGGUACGAAAGUCAAUGGUUAUCUGGGGCGAUUGACACGUGUUGCAAUAAACAUGAUCACGUAUUGACUUUUUCUCCCCUUCCUCUGAACAGGUUCUGCAGACGCCAUUCAGGAGCUACCUCCAAGACAUGCUAAAGCUUGUAAGCCCCACUGUAACGUUCACCGAUUCCUCUUUGUUUUAACGCGGAGCUUCCCCUUUCUGAUGGGUCAACUGCAGGUCAAGAAGGAGAGAGCCGAGCGUGAGGCCUUGGGAGCCCUUCCCCUCUACCAGCGCACCAUUCCGUGA